This is a messenger RNA of Monomorium pharaonis (pharaoh ant), 3787 nucleotides long. RefSeq lists its product as uncharacterized. NCBI's taxonomy places the organism in Eukaryota, Metazoa, Arthropoda, Insecta, Hymenoptera, Formicidae. Gene Ontology annotation, biological process: mitochondrial electron transport, cytochrome c to oxygen. The transcript has 2 exons. Bases 1351 to 1869 code for a protein of 172 amino acids. The record is from RefSeq and is a predicted model, not a curated record. Gene Ontology annotation, molecular function: enzyme regulator activity. Gene Ontology annotation, cellular component: mitochondrial inner membrane.
AAUGUACGAAUAAAAUUAUACUUUUAUAUUAUUACAUAUAUUAAUGUAUUUAUGAUUACAGUUUUAUGUAUUAAGAAUGACCUAGUAUCUUAGAAUUUAAAGGUAAGAAAAAAUGAAUAGAGAGAGAGCCGAGCUAGCUGCUGUUGCUAAUUACAAAUAAAUGUGCCAAAUUAGAUCUUUAGAUCUUUUUGUAUUUUGUUUCUUAUCACUUGACAUGUAAUUUGUUUAAAUUUUAGGGUUGAAAAGGAGAUAUUACUUUAAGAUCCAAACUGUUUAUUGGAAAAUAUAUAUGAUGUAUUUAUGUUUAUCGCUUCAUCUUUAUUCAUUAUUAAAUGUUAGCAAGAACAACUAACUUGGCUCUGCAGCCGAUUUUUUAUCUUUGAAUUUUAUUGAAAAGAUUCUAAAAUUGUCGUUUAAUUUUUACAAUUGUUUAGCAUUUCAUAAUAAUAAUGCACUUUUAGAAAAUAAUACACGUCAAAAACUUUUAACGCUCUCAGACUCUCGUUUCUGAAAAUAAGCGUCGCACGUUAUGAAUGCGUUAUGAAAUGGGAAAACAACUAUGAAAUGAGAUGUUGGAGCAGCAAUAGAUAGACAUAGUUACGUCACAUUUCUAGAGAUGUGUGAACUAUUCGAAUACGAAUUGGAUCGAAUCAAGUAAAAUUCAAUUUGAUUCGAAUUGGAAACGCUACGAUUCAAAUUCGAAUUAUUUGAAAAUUUCAAAUCUGAAAGUUACGAAUCACAUAUAUUGGCAAUCUUAUAAAAUCGUAUUUAAAUAAUUUUAUAUAAUCAAAAAAUUUUGUAUAAUCAAUAUUAUUUUUUUUACAAAAUUUGUUUAUAGAAAUCUUUUUAUUUAUAUAUUAAAAUAUAACAUAAUAAUAAUUAUGGUUAUUAAUUCAAAGUUACAUUUGAUUCGAUUUAAUUCAAUUCAGUUUGAUUCGUACAAUUUUGAUUUGGAUUUGAACAACGGAAUGAAAUUCAAUUUUAUUCAAUUUGAUUUGGCGUCAAAGAACUUGAUGUUGAUUCGUACAUCUCUACACAUUUCAAUUUCAAGCCCGAAAUCCCACAAAUCCCGAAUAGCACCACUGUUUCAUUCAAUAUUCAUCUAUCUAUAUGUAUACUGGAUAUAUAUAUAUUCUUCGCAAUUUCGUUAUUCAUUUUUCCGCUGCCGAACCAUCCAUGUCUGAAUCGGCUAUCGCGUGAUAGUCAUAAUGGUAGCUUCGAGCCGAAACAGCCUUCCUGUGGUUAUAGGGCUUUCUUAAGUAUUCGGUUGCAUCUGUCAUCCCGAAUUUCCCUCGAGAGACACCGAGGCCUCAACGAGGAGGAUUCCUAAGGCGAUACGCGAGGCAUAACAUGACGUCCCUCGCUCGUAUUUGGCGGCCGUUCGAUUUGCGGCGCCUGACAUUCCGGCGAAAGCACGGUAUGUUUGAGAGAUCGAAGGAUUACGACUCGCGAGCCAUGCCGCCGGAGACGACGGAUGAUGAUUCCCGCUGCGACUCUCCUUGCCCACCGUGCCCUUCGUCGCCCCCGACGCCGCCGCCGUGUCCUCCACCGCCAACUUAUCACGUACCGCACUCCAAUCCACGCAAGCUUGCAUUUUGGCGCAUGCUGUCCCUCUGCGUCGCGGCACCGCUGAUCGUAAUCAUGUCGGUGGUCACUUAUGUGCGGCAGCGAGAAAAAAUGAAGGAACCAAGGGAGCCGUACAUGGAUUAUCCGUACAUGUAUCGUCGGACUAAGGUUCUAGUCGACCCCGUUUGUCAGAACUGUCGGGAGAAACGGGACCUAAGAAAUUUCUUUCUACGUGCAUUAUCCGCCCGAUUUCGCGAACGUAGCCUCUCGCGUGAACACGGCUCCGAGUGUCUCGUUUUAUGACACUGCACGGAGAAAAUUUUACCUCGAAUAUUACUGUAACAAGUAGUAAGUGCGAAUCAAGGAAGGAAUUAUAAAAAAUUUUAUUAUGUUUUCGAAUUGUCAUAGUAUUUGCACUACUUAUGUUAUAAUUCUUUGAAAUUGUCUUUUAUCUAUCUGGCUAUUAUCGUACGUAGUAAAAUUUUCUCCGUGUACAAAUGGCGAUUUUUGAUCUGUCAAUGUGUUGUCAAAGAGACUUUCAAUUAUUGAUGAAUGACAUGGCAGUUGUAGAGCAUUUUGUAUACAAUUAUUCUAAAAAUGUUAUACUAUAUCAUACACAUGGUACAUGAUUUUUCGAAAAGUAAUUGUUUUCUUUUUUUAUCUUAUUACAACUAAUUUUUAUCUUAUUAUUGCUUAAAAGUAUUAAAAUAUGAUUAUUAAAAAAUCAAUAAUUUAAAUAUUUUAUUUUCAAACGUGCCACAACGACGUGUAUAAAAUAUCUGUAAAUUAUUGAUUUUUUGAUAUUUCUGAACCCUCUAAGGCUCAGGUUUUUAUAGGAGUUGUAGAAUUUUUCUGACAGCGUAAAUUAUUUAUUUUAUACUUCUGAUUAAAAGUUAUGUCGGUUAUAAUGCAUAAAAACGAGAAAAACUUAGUUUUUUUGAACUAAAAUAUGGGUCUUAACUUUAAAACGAUAUCUCCUGCACAUAAUAAGUCUGGGAAGCAAUUUUAAGUAGUUUAUUUAUUUAGUCAGGUCCACUUUUAAUAAAUUUAUAUUUAUUAUAUCUUAAAAAAUAUUUUUACUUUAAAUUGGAUGAAUUAAAUUGGACGAUUUUCAGAAAGCGCAACGUGCACGCGCUUUUUUGUUCACAUUGUUGACACUAUAUUAUUAUUUUUUAACGGGCUCAUUGAUGAAUUAUGGACUUUGAUAGCAUAGACAGUUUCAUCAAAGUCUACUUGAGACAACUCUAUUGAUAAAAUUCUUUAAUUAUAAAAUUUCAGUAUAUAUUAACGUAUUUGAAUGUACAGGACAUGGGUAUCUCGUUCGGCCUUAGAAGGUUAAUAUUGUACUUUUAUAUGCAGAAUAAUUAAAAAAACCCUAUUUUAUAAAAAAUUAUAUAAUUACAUAAAAAAAAAUAAAAGUGACCUUUAAAUCUUAGAAAUUAUUUCAUUUAGAAAAAAAUUGCAUCAUGUAAUGUUACCUUUAAUAUCAAACAGUUAGCAGAAAAAAUUUUUUUUUCCGCUUAGAAAUUUCUAAAACUCAAGCCUGUGAUUCACUGCCUGUGAUUCAUUCUAUACAAAUGUAUAAAAUCAUCGUGGAAUGAUUGCGUUGCAAAUUGCUCACGGAAUUUAUAUUGAGUUCAAUUGAUCAAAUUUGAAGAUGAAUAUAGAAUACGAUGACUUUUCCACUAAAUUAUACGGUUUAGAAUGAAGAAUUUUUGAAUUGUAUUACUUAAACAUAAAGAAAGCAUAAAGAUAUAAUUUGCUCCUUUUUUUAAAUUUACAAUGAAAAUAUAAAACAAAUCAGUCUUGAUUGAAUCUAUUUUGAAAAUAUUAUUGCUAAAAAGUCCAACUUUAAAUUUUGUAAGGCGAUUAAAUUCUGGCAAUUUAUAUAAAUUCUUGUUUCGUCAUUUAUAUUAUCACAGUGGUCUAUUUCUCUUUGAAAACUAAACCUAUUUUCUUUGCAGUCUUGAUUAUCGAUUAAUGAAGUCCCACAAUUUCACUAAUCUUACUCUAGUUUGCCUACGCGUUAUAAAUUUCACUAUAUAUUUUCCUACAUUUCGUAAAAUUCAAGAGAACGAUGGAAGAAAGAUCUGUUCCUUUGAUUUUGGAUUUGUAAACAGAACGAUUUUUCAGUUUUAUUACAUCUCUCAACCGUAUAAACCAUUUUUCAGUAAUUCGAGGCAAAAUUAAUAUUUUUAUCUCCCUAGAAGUGAAAAAAAAA